AUGAAUCCUGCUACUUUUCCAAUGGCAGUAGAUGCAGCAGAGAUCACUGAGAGGGAUAAGAAUAGAAGUGAAGAAAGGAAGCAGACGGAGAAAAAAAAAUGGGAAGGAUCAUCAGAAAGUUAUCGAGGAUCAAAAACUACCAAGUUUAAUAAUAGAGCAAUGAAGAGACCGAUAGAAAGAGCCUGUCCCCGGUGUCAAAAGUACCACCGAGGGGAACGUCAAGCAGAAGUCAUAAAGUGUUUUAAUUGUGGUGAGAUUGGGCAUACUUCAAAUUUCUGUCGACAAAACAUAAAAUGUUUUCAUUGUAAUUUGCCAGAUCAUUUCAAAAACAAUUGCCCACAAUUGAAAGCUCCACAGCUUACGAUGGGAAGCAAUACAUCAACUGAUCAUGGGAGACCAAGUGGG
Molecule: messenger RNA, 405 nt
Organism: Cynara cardunculus var. scolymus (artichoke)
Lineage: Eukaryota; Viridiplantae; Streptophyta; Magnoliopsida; Asterales; Asteraceae
Exons: 1
Molecular function (GO): zinc ion binding; nucleic acid binding
Source: RefSeq, a predicted model, not a curated record